CGGGUCCUCCUGCCUGCGUUUAGACGGCUGCAGAGAGACCACCACACCACUCACUCACGUCCCCUCCUGUCGGCUAAAAGGAGAGAGAGAGAGAGAGAGAGAGAGAGAGAGAGAGAGAGAGAGAGAGAGAGCGAGAGAGUGUGUGUGUAAGAGACAGACAGAGAGAGAGAGAGAGAGAGAGAGAGAGAGAGAGCUGUGACAAGACUCUGGACUGAGAGCGGGGACUGAACCGAGACUAUAGGAAACGAAGCAAAGACGCUGACCCCCUCCCUCGCCAUCUCCCUCUCUAUCUCUCAGCGCGCCCCCUCCAACCUCCCGAAGGACGACCACCCAUUGAGAAGCGACUUGACCGGCGUCGCCAGUAAGCGAUGCACCUUGAGGACUAGAAGAAAUCUCCGACGUUGAACGUUUAACAACCAUUAGCCUAUACUGUUUAUAUGCUUUUUUUCUUAUCGCUUCUAUCGCCAUCAAAUUACGGGUCUUUUUUAAUGGGUGUAGAAGACUAAGUUUCAUAACGGGUUUCUCAAUGCGUACAAAGGAUACACCUUAUUCGCUGGAAACUAACACUAAUUAUUUUGGCUGUAUUUUUUCUACAGAAUAAAUCGUGGAACGGAUUCUUUUUUUUCUUCUAUUUUCCCCCGUUUGUCUUCUGCUUCUUAGCAUUUUCCGUCUUGUGUCUGAGUAUAUCGACGAUGGUGUGGCAGUCAAAUGCUGAACUCUGCACUUGAAUUGCCCGUGUCUACGCGUUUUCCACGGCGUCAAGAGAUAUUAAGACUGCCUUUUAAAACAGCAAAAAGGAUUUUCCCCCAAACUGAAGUUCAAUCCGAGACAAGAGACGAGGUGAAAGACGUCUCAUUUCGACCUCAUCUAUAAAAGACGGGAUUUCCCCAAAGGUGGGCGGAGUCGGCCAUGCUGUCUCUGGACGAACCGCUGGACCUGAAAGUCCCGAAGGGGCGGGACCGGGCGCGGAGAACAGCGCCCUCUAUCUGCGCCCCUCUGAACGCCUCUCGCACCCGACAGCCUCGAACGACCAACGCCCCGUCCCACCUGGCUUCCCCCCACGCAGGUGUGUCUCCCCCUCCCCAGGACAGGCCCGAGUCCCUGAGCCUGUCGCCCUCCUCCCGCCACGCCCCGUCCCCCUCGGAGCUGUCCGACGGCAGCGGGAGCUCCUCCGUCCUGUCCCGGGCCAUCCAGUUCUUCCUUCCAAUCGGGGCAGGGGGCGGGUUCCACCUGCCGUCCUCCGUGUUCAUUGGCCAGCACAAGGUGGAGCAGGCCUCUGCAGAGAUUUCAGUGGACGAGCAGCUCUCCUGUCGCUGGAUGAAGUGCCGCCAGCUCUUCCACUCUCUACAGGACCUGGUGGACCACGUCAACGACUUCCACGUCAAGCCUGAAAAGGCUUCUGGGUACUGCUGCCACUGGGAGGGGUGUGCUCGCAACGGGAGGGGCUUCAAUGCCAGGUAUAAGAUGCUGAUCCACAUCCGCACUCACACCAAUGAGAAACCCCACCGCUGCCCCACCUGCAGCAAGAGCUUCUCCCGCCUGGAGAACCUGAAGAUACACACUCGCUCACACACAGGAGAGAAGCCGUACGUCUGCCCGUACGAGGGCUGCAGCAAGCGCUACUCCAACUCCAGCGACCGCUUCAAGCACACGCGCACGCACUACGUGGACAAGCCGUACCGCUGCAAGAUGGCGGGCUGCCUGAAGCGCUACACGGACCCCAGCUCGCUGCGCAAGCACAUCAAGGCCCACGGGCACUCUGUGGCCCCCCAGGGGCCCCGGGACGCCGUGGGCGCGUGGCUGAGGGCCGGGGGCCUGACCAGGCUGGGGGCCGAGCUCCCUUACGUCAGCAGGGGCCGCAUCGCGCUGUUCGGGGGCCGCCACGCCCUGCCCCUCUCGGCCCUGGGCCCCCUGGACCUGAGCUCCAGGGCCCCGUUCCUGGCCUUGGGCGGGGCCGGCCCCCUGGGCCUGGCCGAUCCCUCGCUCCUGUCCCCGGCGUUCGCCGCGGGCCGCCGGGGGCUCGGGGGGGCGGUGCUGAACCUGUCGGCGGGGGCGGGCCACGGGACCCUGUCCUGGGUGGUCCUACCCCCCGCCCCGGUGCUGCUGAAGCCGGCCGUGGCAACCUGAAGCCUGGGGAGGGGCCAGAGGGGUGAGAACAAACCAUAUCCAUGUCCCCUGGAGUAGAACACAUCCUAGUCCUGCCAUUCUCAGCUCCAGUGGUCCGUGUCUCUCUCUCGCUCUCUCCCGCGCGUGGGCUGGAAGAUAUACCGCAACACUAGCCUCUGCAGCUUCCGUCUGAUUGGUUAAAGCGCGUCACAUGAUCACAUCGAAGCUGCAGGACCUUGCUGCCUGUCUCAUGAUGGUGGUGACGGUUUUUUCCAUGGAAGCAUUUCGGGCAGCCUCUGACAUUUGGAUGUUUAGUACUACUUCAGGUACACUUAAAUAAAAUAAAAAUAUAUAAAUAUAAAUAUAUAUGAAAAUAAAUAAAGAUAUAUAUAAAAAUAAAUAAAUAAAGACACCACCGAUACGCAAUAGUGGUGAUGCACAUUCAAUAAUUAUCGUUGCAGUAUAUCGCCCAGGCCUAUCUUUCGCCAUCUCUUUCACUUUUCCUCUCUCUGUCAUCCCCCCUUCUCUGCAUCUCUCUCGCUUAGCAGACAGCAUAACAGGUGGCUCUGUCGUUCACACUUCUGACUCCGCCUCACACCACAUCCUACGGGUGAAGUUCAAGAGAUCAGGCCGACAUGGUGCAGCUUGACUUCUUACAUUCCACUUUGUUGUUUUUGCCGCAUUAUUACCUCUGAACCCGGAGCUGUGCGCUGAUACAACCCAGCGUCCGGCUCUUAGACAGUCACAGACACAGACACAGACACAGACAUCGCUCUGACCACAGAGACUGACCCCAGACUUAACGCGUGUGCAGGACAACCAUCUAACCUCGUUACAGCCAACACAAGUUGCGGAACACAGUGUGCUCUCAAUUAUAAUGAAAAACUUUCCGCUCUUAGAAAAAACGGACCCUGUGGUUCCACCGAAGAACCUUAUCUAGGUCAAGGGUUCUUUGCCCUGUGGUUCCACCGAAGAACCUUAUCUAGUUCAAGGGUUCUUUGCCCUGUGGUUCCACCGAAGAACCUUAUCUAGUUCAAGGGUUCUUUGCCCUGUGGUUCCACCGAAGAACAUUAUCUAGUUCAAGGGUUCUUUGCCCUGUGGUUCCACCAAAGAACCUUAUCUAGUUCAAGGGUUCUUUGUUUUGUUAGUCCGGGAGGUUUCACACCAUUAGAGUCCAUAAAGAACUAAAAAGGGUUCCUCUGUGGAGACAAGACAAAGAACCUUUUUUUGAGAGUGUAUGUCAAGUGUCUGCACUAAGUAUAAAUAUUAUUAUUGUAAAAAAAGUAUUAUUUUGAUUUCAGUUUACAUCCAACCAGACAACCUUAUUACAGAUAACUUAUUACAGAUAACCAUGUGAAGUAUAACUAAAGUAUAUACGAAGUCUGCUUAGUAUAUCAUUUUUUCACAUGGCCAGACAUGGCUGACAUGGCCUUCAAAAAAAACUUAAACUUUAAGACAAUGCUGGUCAGUAUUUCAAAUUAAUUCACAAAUAAUAUCAGACAGUAUAAGUUCAUUGUUAGAACAUCAACUCCCAAUUUCGGCUGGUCACUUUUCAACUGGCACAUAUGUUCAUUUUGUGACAUUUUGUGACAAACGAUCAAACGAUCCUAGUGAUGCCUCCGUCUCAGGAGACUGUUAAACCCCGGCUCCCCCUGGUGGUUAUUCCACGCAUUGCAGACUGCGUUUGACUUUCCAACUUCUCAGUUUUGCACGGUGCACUGGAACCUACACAAUACACUUGUUCAUUUCAACAAGGGUCUCUGCAACUGCAAGGCUGAUAUGGUUUUUUUCCCCUCCAUUUAUGACAACUGCCAAAUUAUUCAGAAAUCUUUUUCUUUUUUUAAUGCAAAUGUAAAAUAUAAAAUGUACACUGUAGAUGACAGAACUUGUUUUCUAUACCUCACAUCCCAGACCAACAGACCAGCAGUUGUGGCAGUUCUGAGACCACAAUUGCUGUUUAGUUUCAGCUCUUUUUAAUAUCAGCGCUAUGCUAUAUGUCGAAAAACAGCACAAUUCUUCAAUGCAAAAGAUGUCAGCUGAUGAUGGACAACAUACGCUGUCUGUUUUGAGGUUUGAUGGCUGCGAAGCUUGAACCAAGUUCAAUUUCUCACCAAAUCAAACCCCCAGUGAUACUGCUUUUGAAGUUCUAGUGGGAAUUCUCAGCCACAUUAGAAUAAAAUCACUCCACACGUGACACUUCACAGAAGUAAAUGCUUUGGGGGGUUAAAUGCUGGCUGCAAACCUAACCUGUUGGCUAACAGCUCAAGCUAGGUGUUGAUACAACUGGUAGCUGGUUGACCAGUUCAGACCAGCUCCAUACUCAACAUGGUUUGACCAGCCUAAGGUUUGUUUUGAACCAGUUGGUUGCUGGUAAACUUAAGCUGGUCAUAGCUGGAUGUUUUGAAACAGUUGGUUGCUGGUAAACUGAAGCUGGUCAUGGCUGGAUUCCACACCAGGGCAGAGUAAACUACACAGCCUCUGGAGCUGUCUUGUGUGAACUCUGUUCUUCCCAAGGUCUCUCACCAUCAUUUGCACAAUUUAUUAGACCGACUGGUUCAUUCAGCGAUUACCCUUUUUUUUUUUUGCUCAGCUGAGCUCUGACUUGCUUAAAAUGCACUCAAGUUUGCCAAGUCAAUACUUCUUAUUUAUCUCAGUUGUUGUGUGGAGUUUAUAAAAAAAAAAGAAGAAAAAAACUUUGACAUGCACUUUCUCUGUAAGUGACAACAGACUACCGUUUGGCCAAGCUUUGACAUGGUUUGACGACAGCAUUACUCUUUAGCUCAGGCAGGUCAGUGGCCGCCUUCCUCUUUCAGUCUGGGAAGGGACCUCGACUGCCUGUGGCGCAGACAUGAUGUCAUGGAACACUGACGCAGAAAGAUGAUGUGUCCGAGCGGAGCCUCGCUGUGGGACUUUGAGGACAGGAAGACAGGGUGGAAGAGGAGGUGGGACUGGAGAGAGAGGAGAGUUUUUCCACGCAAGGAACAUUCCCUAAAGAGACAAAAAAAACUAAAAACACAAAGACAACUCUCUCUCCACUGCCUUCACUUCUAUAAUCGCCAUUAUGCUUGUUAUUAAUUUGUGCUUUUUUUUUUUUUCUUUUUUUUUUUUAAGAUGGUAAUGGUUAUUGCUUUGGACGAGACAUUUUCCUGAUGUUGACGUUGCCUCCUUCCCCAUGUGUCCACUGCUGCUGCUCUGAGUUCCGCUUCCUCCCAGAGAGGGUGGACCUGCGGCCUUCCGGCCUCCUCCUUACUGCUGGUACCAGGCUGACGUAAACGAGCACAGAGAUCUCUGUUGCAGUGUGCAGUUCUGUACCCGGCUGAGGUAAACGAUCACAGAGCACAGAGAUCUCUGUUCCAGUAUGUGGUUCUGUAUCAGGGUGGGUUAAACAAGCACAGAUAUCUCUGUUCUAUUGCAGGUUUCUGUAUCAGGCUGAGGUAAAUUAACAAAAAGGACAGAGAUCUCUGUUCCAGUGUGUGGUCCUGUACCAGACUGGGUUAAACGAGCACAGGGCACAGAGAUCUCUGUUUCAGUGUGUGGUUCUGUACCAGGCUGGGUUAAACGAGCACAGGGCACAGAGAUCUGUUUCAAUGUGUGGUUCUGUACCAGGCUGGGUUAAACGAACACAGAGCACAGAGAUCACUGUUCCACUGUGUGGUUCUGUACCAGGCUGGGUUAAACGAACACAGAGCACAGAGAUCACUGUUCCAGUGAUUGGUUCUGUACCAGGCUGGGUUAAACGAACACAGAGAUCUGGGUCUCUGAGUCGUUAGGUCACAGGUCCCUGCAGAAUUACCCCCCUCCCCCCCUCCUCUGGAACUGGAAGCCAAUGACAUGGAUUCUCACAGGGAUCCACAUCUUUUCAUUUUUUACAUUUUAUUUUAUUGUCUUUUAUUAUUUCAAUAGAAUAUUUGCAACAUUAGCUCUUUGGGCACUCCUUGUAAAAAAAAAAAAGCGCACUUUUGUAGAUGAAAAAAACAACAAAAACCUAAUGAUGUUUCUCAGCAGAAUCGCGUGCUGCUGACCUGCUACGACUCUAUGAUGAUUACUGUACUGUGAGUCUGGACGUCUCUCCCUCGGAGGACCAGAAUCCACACAGCUUUCCGUUUACAGCCGGCGCGUGUUCACAGUGAGCAGGAGAGCGGUGGAGUGUGUGAAACGUACACUGUCGGAGCUGACAGGUCUACCGUGAACAGAACCGAACAGAACCGAAGGACCGGAAUUACACACGGGCCGGGCACGGGUCCUAUUCCUAAAGGAAAAGAGAAGCACUCGACUCCGUUGAAAUGUUUUGAGUUUGAGUAUAAAUUGAUGUUGGAGAGGGACAGUGGGGAAGGACAGAGGGGGACAGUGGUAUUGUUAGUUAGACUCCAGUGUCGUUCAGAAAGUUCACUGGCCUGACACGGGGUUAAUGCCAGACCAAGGGCCUGAAAGGCCUGCAAGCAUUUGUCCUUCACAUUUUCUUUGCACAUUGAGAUGUUUUAAUGUCAGUAUUGUCAACAGUUCUAAGUGCCUUCUAUAAUAGGGUAAAUGUAGAUGAUACAGUAUAUAAAUAAAUAUGAAUAUAUAUAUAUAAAUACAUAUAUGUAUAUUUUCCUGCUCCGUGUUCUCACAUGAACAUGCAGAAUUUUAGAGUUGUAAAGAUGUCUUUAUUGGUACAACACAGACGAGUGCUCCUGUUUUAAAGGACAUUUAUGAUGAGGACGACGGUUAUGUUAUUGGAAAGAAGAGACAGAAUUGAAUAAAAGUUGCAUUUCAUAUGA
This is a messenger RNA of Conger conger (European conger), 6866 nucleotides long. RefSeq names its product zinc finger protein GLIS2-like. Lineage: Eukaryota; Metazoa; Chordata; Actinopteri; Anguilliformes; Congridae. Bases 910 to 2127 code for a protein of 405 amino acids. Gene Ontology annotation, molecular function: DNA-binding transcription factor activity, RNA polymerase II-specific; RNA polymerase II cis-regulatory region sequence-specific DNA binding. The transcript is spliced from 8 exons. Gene Ontology annotation, cellular component: nucleus. The record is from RefSeq and is a predicted model, not a curated record. Gene Ontology annotation, biological process: regulation of transcription by RNA polymerase II; smoothened signaling pathway.